This is a messenger RNA of Colletotrichum godetiae, 2097 nucleotides long. RefSeq lists its product as uncharacterized. Gene Ontology annotation, cellular component: nucleus. The transcript has 4 exons. Gene Ontology annotation, biological process: mRNA processing. Gene Ontology annotation, molecular function: RNA binding; metal ion binding. NCBI's taxonomy places the organism in Eukaryota, Fungi, Ascomycota, Sordariomycetes, Glomerellales, Glomerellaceae. The record is from RefSeq and is a predicted model, not a curated record. Bases 1 to 2097 code for a protein of 698 amino acids.
AUGUUUCUAGCAGAGGAGGAUGCGCCCUUGCUCAGGACGUGGCUCCUGAGCAAGCUGCCUGAAGUAUCGGAUACAGAGACAGACAUCUUGGCCGACUAUGUCCUUGCUCUUCUCGCCUCGCAGGAAGGCGACGCUGCGCACAUUCGUGCGGCAUGCGAAAGCGAAUUGCCGCAGUUCCUCAACACAGACACCGCGCCCGAGUUUGUUGACGAGUUGUUCCGCGUCAUCGAGUACAAGUCGUUUCUCCCAGGCGCGCCUCCCGCGCCCAAGAAACGAAUAGAGGCAGACGAUCACGCGGCGGCCUCGGAUUUGCCGUCUCAGGGUGGUUCGCGAAAGCGCUCAUUCAAUGAGAGCGGCGCGUCGGGCGAUAGGGAUGCAGACUUCGAGGAGCGCGCGUACAAGCAGCCUCGUCGGGGUCAAUGGGACUCGACCGCCUCGGGUGCGGGAGGGUACGCUGCGCAGCCGUUCCCUGCGGAUGGCUCGUUCCAGCUGUCGGCCACGGCAGCGCCGUACGACCCAAAUUUCCCGCGGGGUGCUCCGACUGGACCCCAGAAUUGGCGCGGGAUGCCUCCAAUGCCGCCGGCCUACCCUCAGGGCGCCCCGCCUCAAGGCCCACGAAGAAACAGGCAGAAAUGCCGCGACUUCGCGACCAAGGGAUACUGCGCUCGCGGAAACUCGUGCCAGUAUGACCACGGCGUCGAGCCCAUCUGGUUGCCGCCCAGCGGUCCCAGUGUGCCUAAAUUCGAGGACUUUGAUCCCCGAGACGCGGCCAUGAUGAUGUCGCAAAACUUUCAACAAAUGCAGCAGCUCAUGGAGGCAUUCAACGCUGAGAGAUCCAGUCGGGAGGGUCGCAAGAAUCGCCGUGCUACUAGAGGCAAACGGCGUCAGAACAGAGCCUCCUUCUCCGCUGAGGGUCCCGUCGAGGAUACAACAAAGACGACCAUUGUCGUGGAGAACAUCCCCGAGGAGCACUUAUCUGAGGAGGCUGUUCGCAAGUUCUUCUCUGAGUUUGGCAACAUUCAAGAGGUCACACUGCAGCCUCACAAGCGGCUUGCAACCGUCACGUAUGACACGUGGGAUUCUGCCAAUGCGGCAUACCGGUCUCCCAAGGUCAUCUUUGACAACCGCUUCGUACGAGUCUUUUGGUUCGUCGAAGAGAGCGAGCAGGCUGCUGCACGUGCUGCUGCCAACGGCGAAGGCCAAGACGCCGAGCCCGAGAUUGAUCUGGAGGAGUUUAUGAAGAAACAAGAAGAGGCCCAGCGGCAGCACGAUGAAAAGAUGCAAAAGAAGGCCGAGCUAGACAAGCAACGCCAGGAACUGGAGCAGCGGCAACGCGAACUGCUCGCCCAGCACCGCGAGGUACAGCAGAAGCUUCAAGCCAAGCUAGCCUCGAAGAAUGGCGAUGGAGGGGAGAAUGGGGAAGAGGGCUCGUUGAACUCGGCCCUUCGCGCGCAACUCGCGGCUCUCGAAGACGAGGCUAAGCUCCUCGGCCUCGACCCGAGCGCGACAGAUGAGCCGGCGUGGCAUGCGAGCUCUCGCGGCCGUGGUCGCGGCAGAGGCGGCUUUGUCCCGCGUGGCCGUGGCUUCGCUCCUCGAGGAAGGGGAUCAUACCGCGGCGGUGGGUACAGAGGCGACGUCCACGCUGCGUACGCCGCGUACUCGCUCGACAACCGGCCCCGGACUGUGUCCGUCACGGGCGUGGAUUUUACUUCGUCUGAGAAGGACGAGGUGCUUCGGCAGUACCUUCUCGCCGUCGGUGAAUUCACAGAGAUCAACACCACCCCGUCCAAGACCGAAGUCACUUUUAAGGACCGCAAGACGGCCGAGAAGUUCUUUUACGGUCUCCCCAAGCAGGAGGUCCCGAGUAUUGAUGGUCAACUCGAGCUGUCGUGGGUCGCCACACCCCUAGCGCCCGUCAAGGCUGUCGAGAAUAGUGCGUCGUCAAAGACCCAGGGCGCGUCUGACCAUGAUAUGGCCAUGGGCAACGCCGCACCUAACGGGUCGUCGACGGCACGUGACCUGGUGGAGCAGCAGCCGGAACAGCAGCGGGAGAUGGACUAUGAUGUGGCGGAUGAUGAUGACUGGGGUGUUGAGUAG